Molecule: messenger RNA, 2088 nt
Organism: Haliotis rufescens (red abalone)
Lineage: Eukaryota; Metazoa; Mollusca; Gastropoda; Lepetellida; Haliotidae
Product: probable 4-coumarate--CoA ligase 1
Exons: 12
Coding region: 217-1953 (578 amino acids)
Molecular function (GO): CoA-ligase activity
Source: RefSeq, a predicted model, not a curated record
GUCACUACAACGACACAUGUGAGCAUUCUAUUAGCGUUAAUUGGAAUAUACACCAGUAUUGUUGGUGGCAAUGUAUUAUGGGAAUUUAAGUCUACGGUAUCAGCGCAGACAUUGAUGACACUCGGUGUAUGGAAAUAAUUCCCGUGUGUGGAAACGUGCUAAAAUCUAGGAAACCGGAGUGUCUUAGGGGCUCAGCAACGAGAACACUCCCUGGAGAUGCCACGUGCUCACGUCACGCGGGCUCUGUUUAGCAGAGGAUGUGGGCUUCACAACCUUGUGACGUCAGGUCGCUGGGCGAAAGGUCCCUUGAAGCAAGGCGUAUCACUAUUUUCGUCAGCUGGUCACAUCGAGGACCAGUUGAACAAGAACGGAGUGGUGGUUCCCAAAGACUUGUCCAUAGCAGACUACCUACUCCAGGAUGCUGGCAAGCACGCCAAGAACACGGCUUUGAUAGAUGGGAAGACAGAUAGAAGGAUAAGCUUCGACCGUCUCCAGGACGACAUCCACACGCUGACAUCAGCGUUCUACCAUCUUGGGCUACGUCACCGAGAUAUUGUGACCAUGUAUGCCACCAACGUCCCAGAAAUCGCCCACGUGUUUUGCAGCGUUACCGACAACGGCGCAGCGUUGUCUUUAGCUAACUCUCAGCUAACUGCCGAUGACCUGGCGUCCCAGCUGCGACAGACACGAUCCCGACUCCUGAUCACAACCCCCGACUGCGCCGACACGGCACUAGCAGCGUCCUGCCUCUCGCCGUAUACACAGGAGGUGAUCUGCAUAGGCGAGGCGCCCGGAUGUAGACCUCUGUCCAACCUGCUGCAGGACAAGCACCUGCCAUCUCACCCUCGAAUCCACAUCAACCCGGACUCCACCACGGCACUGAUUCCCUUCUCCAGCGGGACCACAGGCCUCCCAAAGGGCGUCAUGCUCAGCCAUACCAACAUCAUAUCCGACCUCAGCCAACUCAGGCAUCCCGCGUUCCUCCGUCUGUCGAGUGAGCAGGACGUGACCCUGUGUGCGCUACCCACAAUGCACAUAGCUGGGAUUGUCCUCGGGGUGUGUUUGCCUCUGGUCCAAGGAGUGCCGACGGUCGUGCUGCCCAAAUACAACCCCGUGGACUUUCUUCAGGCGGCGCAGCACUACCGGGUAACGUUUUCCCAAGUCGCACCAACAGUCAUAAGCUUCCUGGCCAAGCACCCAAUGGUGGACAAAUUCGACCUGAGCAGUUUCAAAACAGUACUGUCGGGCGCGGCGGCUCUCAGCAAAGAACUCACAACAAUCUUCAUAGAUAGGCUCAAGCUGAACGGACUCAGACAGGGCUAUGGCAUGACUGAGGCAAGCCCAGCCACCCACGCGUCUCCAGCUGGCUUCUUCAAGCACGGAUCAGUUGGAAUACCACUGCCUCUUACACACAGCAAGGUUGUUGAUCCUGUGACUGGGGCUGAUCUCGGCCCGGGGGAGGAGGGGGAGGUGUGUGUGAAGGGCCCGCAAGUAAUGAUGGGAUACCUCAACAACAGAACAUCAACCCAGGCGGCCUUCACUUCAGACGCCUGGCUCAGAACAGGAGACCUUGGUUUCUAUGACGACGAUGGUCACUAUUACAUUGUUGACCGACUGAAGGAUAUAAUCAAGUUCAAAGGCUAUCAGAUUUCGCCAUGCCAUCUUGAGAACAUCAUUUUAAGCCACCCGGACGUUGAAGACGCAGCAGUAGUGGGAAUACCAACAGCCGACGUCGGAGAAGUGCCACGAGCGUUCGUAGUUGCCAAGCCGAGCGUCACUGAAAAGGAGCUCACUGACCUUGUGGCAGAUCACGUGGCACCGUACAGGCAGAUACGGGGGGGUGUUGAGUUCAUCGACAACAUCCCCCGGAACCCCAGCGGCAAGAUACUCAGGAGGCUCCUCCGAGAAAGAAACAUGUCCAGACAGGAGCGGGAGAAAGUGUGGGGAAACUAACUGGGGGAAAGUGGGCUGGGGUUGGGAGAGAACCUGGCUGUGGAAGGUGGUGGGGCCUCGCUGGAGAGAUGGGCAAGUGUUUGUUUAUUUGUUUGAUUGUUUGUUUGUUGUUUGACGCCGCACUCCAGAUAUAUG